AUCUAAUUUUUAACUUUAUUUUUGCAGGAGAGAAUUACUUCCAACUGGGAUAUUAUAUGCAUCAAAAGACUCUCAUUAUUCGGUCGCCAAAGCUGCGAUGAUGUACAGAAUGAAUUUUGAAAUGGUUAAUACAUCAGUACAUGGAGAGAUGGAUUAUUCAGAUUUGAAAGCAAAAUUACUUCAAAACAAGGGCAAACCAGCAAUAAUUAAUGUUACAAUUGGUACUACCUUCAAAGGAGCUGUUGAUGAUCUUGAUAUUAUUCUUCAAACACUUAAAGAUUGUGGCUAUACACAUGACCAAUUUUAUAUCCACUGUGAUGCAGCACUCAAUGGGCUUAUUAUCCCUUUCAUUAAAAAUCAGAUGAUUUCAUUCAAGAAACCAAUUGGAAGUGUCACAAUUUCUGGUCACAAGUUCUUGGGAUGUCCAAUGCCUUGUGGAAUUCAAAUAACAAGAAAAAGUUACAUUAACAAUCUCUCAAGAAAAGUUGAGUAUAUUGCUUCAGUAGAUGCAACAAUUUCUGGAAGUAGAAAUGGUUUAGCUCCAAUCUUCUUGUGGUAUAGUUUAAGUGCUAAAGGUCAAAUUGGGCUUCAAAAAGACGUCAAGAGAUGCCUUGACAAUGCCAAAUACUUAAAAGAUCGUCUUCAACAAGCAGGAAUCAGUGUCAUGCUCAAUGAACUUAGUAUCAUAGUUGUCCUGGAGAGACCUCGUGACCAUGAAUUUGUUCGUCGUUGGCAGCUUUCUUGUGUGAGAGAUAUGGCGCAUGUUAUUGUUAUGCCGGGUAUAACCAGAGAAAUCUUGGACAAUUUCGUCAAUGAUUUAUUGCAACAAAGGAAAAAAUGGUACAAAGAUGGAAAUGUUACACCUCCUUGUGUUGCAGAAGAUAUUGGUGCCCAAAAUUGUGCUUGCUCUUACCACAAAAUUGAUUUCAUUAUCCCAUAAAAGAGAUGAAAAUCUAUUACCUCUUUGCUACUGAGUUUGUCUUCUAUAGACAUGGCAUUUUGUAACUUUUUUUUUAUUUACUUACAUUUUUUUAUCCAUAUUCAGAGUUGAAUUGUAAUCUAUAUGUAGUGUUACUAUUUUACCACAUAAAUGUACCAAUGCUGUGGAGAAGACAUUGUUUGGUAAAAUCUUAUAUGAAUCUUUUAAAAUAAAGCAAUAA
This is a messenger RNA of Nicotiana attenuata, 1160 nucleotides long. RefSeq names its product histidine decarboxylase-like. NCBI's taxonomy places the organism in Eukaryota, Viridiplantae, Streptophyta, Magnoliopsida, Solanales, Solanaceae. The record is from RefSeq and is a predicted model, not a curated record. Gene Ontology annotation, molecular function: pyridoxal phosphate binding; carboxy-lyase activity. Bases 98 to 940 code for a protein of 280 amino acids. Gene Ontology annotation, biological process: carboxylic acid metabolic process. The transcript is spliced from 3 exons.